Molecule: messenger RNA, 732 nt
Organism: Letharia columbiana
Lineage: Eukaryota; Fungi; Ascomycota; Lecanoromycetes; Lecanorales; Parmeliaceae
Exons: 4
Coding region: 1-732 (243 amino acids)
Source: RefSeq, a predicted model, not a curated record
AUGAGUCUGUCUCUUUUUCAAUUGGCUGUGAACGCCUCUGCGGUCCAGGUAGCUUAUCCUCCGCUAUCUCUUCCAGAUGUUUCCAAUUGUAAAGACUACUACGCCAACCCUUCUCCGCCUCUCCUCUCCGAUUGCCAGAUCGCUUUCAAAAAUCUACCGAGUGGUACUGCGCCCACUGCAUGGUACACUCAACCUGCCGCUGGAGAGGAAAGAAACGUGCUCCCACUCGAGGUGCAUCAUGGCACGUGCGAUAUCAUAUUUCACACAUCUGGCCAGUCCGCCCAAAGUCUGGAUCCCGUCUGGAUCGUGCCAAACGAUAUCAAAGCCAUGGCAGCAUGGGUACUUGCGCGUUGCGUUUCCGCCGGCAAAGGAGGAAUGGUCACGAAGGGGUUGGAAAACACAAUAGACCCCAUUACCAACAGCGACAGCAAAAUCUUCCCCGAUCCCGCACUCCCCCCAAGCAGCACCUUCUACAGUCUCCACGUAUGGAAUCACACACCUAGCGACAUAGACUGGAACCCUGGUAACAGCGAUCCCGACGUUGGAGACGCUCUAGCCCAAAGUCUUCACAGAGCUGGACGAGCAGCACCAGCCGGCAGUCCUGCGGAGGCGGAGCUCGAGCGCCGUGAAGAAUAUCUUUGGGCGGCUGUGGGCCGGACGGAGUAUGGGGAGCCGGUCACUAACUGGUGGGACGGCCCUUCCAAACCUGGCCUUUCCUCAAGUGCACGUUGA